Messenger RNA from Carlito syrichta (Philippine tarsier), 2545 nucleotides. RefSeq names its product ankyrin repeat and MYND domain containing 2 (gene ANKMY2). Lineage: Eukaryota; Metazoa; Chordata; Mammalia; Primates; Tarsiidae. The coding region runs from base 244 to 1569 and encodes 441 amino acids. The record is from RefSeq and is a predicted model, not a curated record. The transcript has 10 exons. Gene Ontology annotation, molecular function: protein binding.
CAAUCACAGAUCGGGGGGCGGGGCCUCGGGCCGGGCCUGCGGAGACAGCCGGGCCGGCUCGCCGGAGCUCGCCAGCCGCCCGCCAGCCCGCCGGAGGAAGGAGAGGAGCGGGACGCUUCCGCGGUGUACUGCGCGGUGUCCUGGUCUCCAGUUGCCCUGUCGCGGCUGACGUUCGAGGCGCUGACGCAGCGUCUUUCUUAAUACUUCCAGAGAAACAGCCUAGCCUUCAAGCUGGCGGGAGCGAUGGUUCAUAUAAAGAAAGGCGAGCUGACCCAGGAGGAGAAGGAGCUGCUGGAAGUCAUCGGGAAGGGUACCAUCCAAGAAGCUGGAACAUUAUUAUCCAGCAAGAAUGUUCGUGUCAACUGUUUGGAUGAGAAUGGAAUGACUCCUCUAAUGCAUGCAGCAUAUAAAGGAAAACUUGAUAUGUGCAAAUUACUUCUGCGACAUGGAGCCGAUGUCAAUUGCCUUCAGCAUGAACAUGGGUACACAGCCCUCAUGUUUGCUGCACUUUCUGGUAAUAAAGAUAUCACAUGGGUAAUGUUGGAAGCUGGGGCUGAGACAGAUGUUGUCAACUCUGUGGGAAGAACAGCAGCUCAGAUGGCAGCUUUUGUGGGUCAGCAUGACUGUGUGACCAUCAUCAACAAUUUCUUUCCUCGAGAGAGACUGGAUUACUACACAAAACCCCAGGGACUGGAUAAAGAACCAAAACUACCCUCAAAGUUGGCAGGCCCGCUGCACAAAAUCAUCACCACAACGAAUCUCCAUCCUGUCAAGAUCGUGAUGCUGGUGAAUGAGAAUCCCCUGCUGACAGAAGAACAAGCCCUGAAUAAAUGCUACAAGGUGAUGGAUUUGAUUUGUGAGAAAUGUAUGAAGCAAAGAGACAUGAAUGAAGUCUUGGCUAUGAAAAUGCAUUACAUCAGCUGCAUCUUCCAAAAAUGCAUUAACUUCUUAAAAGACGGAGAGAAUAAGCUGGACACCUUGAUCAAAAGCUUAUUAAAAGGUCGACCUUCUGAUGGCUUUCCAGUAUAUCAAGAAAAGAUCAUCAGAGAAAGUAUCAGAAAAUUUCCUUACUGUGAAGCCACACUGCUCCAGCAGCUGGUCCGAAGCAUUGCUCCUGUUGAAAUUGGUUCUGAUCCCACUGCGUUUUCUGUCCUUACCCAAGCCAUCACUGGUCAGGUGGGCUUUGUGGAUGUUGAGUUUUGCACUACCUGUGGGGAAAGGGGAGCAAGUAAACGAUGUUCAGUAUGCAAAAUGGUAAUAUAUUGUGAUCAAUCCUGUCAGAAAACCCACUGGUUUGCACAUAAGAAAAUCUGUAAGACUCUGAAGGACAUUUAUGAGAAGCAGCAGUUGGAAGCUGCCAAAGAAAAAAGUCCAGAGGAAAACAAUGGCAAACUUGAUGUCAAUUCUAAUUGUGUUACUGAAGAGCAAGCAGAGGCUGACGUGGGAAUCCCCCAAGAAGAUUCCAAUCCUAAAGAUUCCAUGCAAGGAGAGGAAGAAUCUCUUCCAAGUGAGGCGAAGCUGAAAGACCUGCAAGGUGCUCCUGUGGGUCCACACAUGUCUGAGGAGUAAAGGCCACAGCAAGUGUCAGCGUGGUGGUCCUCACCCUGGCAGGGAGCUGGAAGACUCACAUGAAUGUGUUGUCCCCAUUGUCUCGUCACACCUGCAUAGCACCUGGCAGGAUCCCACAUCUUACAGAGGUUUUCAAGCAAAGCUCUGUCUAUGCUGCUCCGAUUUCCUAUGGAUUUCUGUUCUAUAAUUGAGCAGAAAUUCCUAUGGAAGAAAAAAAUUGUUUUUCAACAUGCAGGAAAAAAGUUUCCAUUCCCUUCCUGAAGUUGGCUUCCCAGCAAUUAUCCUCAAAGGAAAAUAAAUCCCCUUAAAGAAGAAAUAUAGACUUUAGGGAACAAAGGGACAAGGAGAAAAGGUGUGGAAGAGAGAUUUUCAGGAAUGAUAAAUUCUAUAGCUACAGAGUUGGGUCCUUAGAAAAAUCAUAACUUCUAUGUGAAUAAAAUACAUAUAAAUUGCAUUUACAAUAGCAAAGUGCUACUUUCUCAGAUGCAAUGAAAUAAGAACAGCUCCAUGUUAAAGAACGUCUGCCAUAGCUCAGCUAAUUGCAGUUUUAUGUGGCAGUAAUCUUGAGUGGUCUAGUCUGCCUGUGGUUUCUGCAGUGAUGUUCUAUCUGCAGUUUUUGUAUCUUUAGAAAUGUCAGGUCUGUCAGAAGGAACUAAGGCAUUCCACAGAUUAUCUCAGCAUGUGCAUUAAUAAAGAUACAUCCUGAAAUUGCCGAUUAAAUAAUGACUAGACAUACUGUGUACACAAUUAUUGUUAGACUAAUUCAUGUGCCAUACUCCACCUGAAAGCCUGAUCUUAUCUUCCUGUAAGCUUCCCGUGGACACUUCUUGUCCAGAAGCUGAUUCAUCACUGUCAUUUGGAGAAUGUCCUGGCAUCAAUUUUUAGCAUAUGUGGUAUUUAAACAGAGAUAGGGUGUGAUGUCUGAAGAUAGUGCUGUAUGAAUUUUAAAAUAAAUUGUGCCUACGAAUAUAAACAA